UCAAUGCAAGAAAUAGAAUACUUAGAAAAUUAAGUAUAUCCAAAACUUCAUACUGCUCUUGUAUAACUAAUAGAUCAUGUGGUAAAGACAGAAGAAGUAAGAAAGCAUUAAGAAAGAUUGAAGAAAAUAAAAAUAUUUGAUCGAAUUGAAUAAAAAAAAGUAGAGAAAUAAAGAUUGAAAAAUGAGUUAGGAUCAGCAUAUGAAUCCUCAUCCUAGGGUUCUGCUGAGAAUGAUGAUUUUGGUGGAAUGAGUUAAUAGCUUAUAAAAAACGAAGAAUCGAUAUUUCCAAUUAACAACUAAAUACAAGCUCCUACAGGAAUCUCCAUAGAUGAUCUGAGUCCUCAAGAAAUGAAAAAGGAAAUAAAUCUUGCAUUGAAUCAGAUUCAAGAAGAUCAAGAUGAUGAAGAAGCACCAGAUAAACAAGAAUUAUAGCAUUUAAAACAUUAAAUGAAGUAAUAAAGAGAGGCUUUAGAAUUUAAUCCAUUGAUCUAUUUAGCACAUUUAUUAAGAGAAUUGUAGAAAUGA
This is a messenger RNA of Paramecium pentaurelia, 525 nucleotides long. The record is from the annotation of a GenBank genome assembly. Lineage: Eukaryota; Ciliophora; Oligohymenophorea; Peniculida; Parameciidae.